AAACCCAACCGCCCUUCUCCAACUGCCCUCCUCCAACUGCCCUCCUCCGUCCCUUCUCUCUCUCUCUCUCUGUUCAAACACACACACACACACACACACACACUACAUCUAACAGAUUAAGACGGACAUUUGCUGAAAUCAAAGAGUACUUCCAGCCGCUGAUAUCGUUGCCUUGAAACUUAUAUAAGGAAGGCAAGCACUAGGGUUUGUGAAGGAAGGAAGGCAUUAGGGUUUGCAAAGCAAUUAAGCCGGCCAUAACAUCUACACACAAAACCUCUGUGUACUUGUUUGAAAGUACGUGGGAUAUAUAUAUCUUGAUAUUAUAAAAAAUGAGUUUUGGGUGGUGGAGAUUGUUUGUUGCUGCAGUUGUUGUCAUUCUCUUCUUUCAUGGUUUUUCUGGUGCUGAAAGAGCCCCAAACUUCACCUUCAUGCAUAACGCAACAACAGCUCCAGACAUAUCAUACUAUGACUACAUUAUAGUGGGUGGUGGCACUGCUGGCUGCCCCUUGGCCGCCACUCUUUCCCAAAAUUACAGCGUUUUGCUACUUGAACGCGGCGGCUCUCCCUAUGGCAACCCCAACAUUACAAAUUUGUCUACCUUUGGCAGUGCACUCUCUGAUCUCUCCCCUGCCUCCCCUUCCCAGCGCUUCAUCUCUGAGGAUGGUGUCAUUAACGCCCGCGCCCGCGUGCUAGGCGGCGGCACCUGUCUCAAUGCCGGUUUUUACACUCGCGCUCCCCCUGACUACAUUAGGGAAGCUGGAUGGGACGGGAGAUUAGUUAACGAAUCAUACCAAUGGGUAGAGCGCCUUGUGGCGUUUCGGCCGCCAAUUCAGGCAUGGCAAGCGGCGGUGCGCAAUGGUUUGAUGGAAGCUGGGGUGAUGCCUUACAAUGGGUUCACUUAUGACCAUAUCUACGGGACGAAGGUCGGAGGAACCAUUUUUGAUCUGGAGGGACAUAGACACACUGCUGCUGAUUUAUUAGAGUACGCUAAUCCCACUGGACUUACUGUGCUCUUGCAUGCUUCUGUGCAUAAGAUCUUGUUUAGAACCAAAGGAAAAUCAAGGCCACUGGCCCAUGGGGUGGCGUUCAGAGACUCCUCAGGGACCAAGCACAGAGCCUAUCUCAAAAACGGGUCCAAAAACGAGAUCAUCAUAUCAUCUGGUGCACUCGGAAGUCCACAGCUUCUAAUGCUGAGUGGAGUGGGCCCAGCAGAACAACUUAAGGCCCACAACAUCACAGUGGUGGUGGCCCAGCCCCUGGUUGGGCAAGGCAUGUCUGACAACCCCAUGAAUGCAAUUUUUGUGCCCUCUCCAAUCCCUGCGGAGGUCUCACUGAUUCAGGUGGUAGGGAUCACCCACUUUGGAAGCUACAUUGAAGCUGCCAGUGGUGAAAACUUUGCUGGCGGUUCUACUACCAAAGACUUUGGAAUGUUCUCUCCCAAGAUUGGUCAGCUAUCCACAGUGCCACCAAAGCAAAGGACCCCAGAAGCCCUAGCCGAAGCUGUAAGAUACAUGGACAGUCUUGAAGACGCAGCCUUCAAAGGAGGGUUCAUUCUUGAGAAAGUCAUGGGUCCAAUUUCCAUAGGCCACAUGGAGCUCCGGACCCGAAACCCGAACGACAACCCGGCAGUCACAUUCAACUACUUCAAAGAGCCCCAAGACUUGGAGAGAUGUGUCCAAGGCAUUGAAACCAUUGAGAAAAUAAUAGACUCAAAGGCCUUCUCUAAGUUCAGAUACGAGGGUAUGUCAAUAGCAGCUCUGCUGAACGCUACUGCAAAUAGCCCUGUAAAUUUGUUGCCUAAACAUGCCAAUGCGUCAAGGUCUUUGGAUCAGUUUUGCAAGGACACUGUCAUGACCAUAUGGCAUUACCAUGGAGGAUGCCAAGUUGGUAGGGUUGUUGACCAUGAUUACAAGGUUCUUGGUGUCGAUGCUCUUCGAGUUAUCGACGGUUCGACGUUUAUUACUCCCCCUGGAACCAAUCCUCAAGCCACUGUUAUGAUGCUUGGAAGGUACAUGGGAAAAACAAUAUUGGAUGAGAGGCUUGCUAGUGAUGAAUCAAAUUAGUAAUUUAUUAUGUCUGAUUGUUUGACGGCAAAGAUUUGAUCUUCUACUAUGUAUAACUAUCCUGCUAAAAUGACUGCAGAGAUGGAUGAGAGGAGCAUGUAUUAGGUUAUAUAUUUCUUUAAACAUGCAAUGAAACAUUUCCUCCUCAAAAUAAUACUAUUAGAAUGAUUCUCUUUUUUCAAAAA
Molecule: messenger RNA, 2248 nt
Organism: Pyrus x bretschneideri (Chinese white pear)
Lineage: Eukaryota; Viridiplantae; Streptophyta; Magnoliopsida; Rosales; Rosaceae
Product: protein HOTHEAD
Molecular function (GO): oxidoreductase activity, acting on CH-OH group of donors; flavin adenine dinucleotide binding
Source: RefSeq, a predicted model, not a curated record